Molecule: messenger RNA, 3011 nt
Organism: Ctenocephalides felis (cat flea)
Lineage: Eukaryota; Metazoa; Arthropoda; Insecta; Siphonaptera; Pulicidae
Gene: ABCD
Product: ATP-binding cassette sub-family D member 2
Exons: 15
Coding region: 646-2787 (713 amino acids)
Biological process (GO): long-chain fatty acid import into peroxisome; very long-chain fatty acid catabolic process; peroxisome organization
Cellular component (GO): peroxisomal membrane
Molecular function (GO): long-chain fatty acid transmembrane transporter activity; ABC-type transporter activity; ATP hydrolysis activity
Source: RefSeq, a predicted model, not a curated record
GUCCAGUCGCGAGCAGGCAAACGCGCGCACGCCAUCCGAAAACCCGUUCGAAAGACGCGAUGACCUGCUACAAGGAGACAUAACAAUAACAAUAAUACUAAAACCUUUACAAAUUAAUAUAUCAGUUAUUACUAGUGCUCAAUUGUGGAACACACGAGUGAUUCAUUUUCCAUUAGUGAUCAGUGCGCGACUAGUGACAAGUGCGUGCCGGAUAAGACAACGCCUGGUGCGAUAACAGAAGAAACAAGUGUUUUACAAAAGCUCCUAUUACUGUGAAUUUUGAUGGAAGUUUAAACAAACCAGGACAUAUUCAGACAUUCAACGAAAACUAAAGAAGUUCGAUGCAUUUGAUCCAAAACUACUGAAUUCAGGAAACAUAUGUGAUAAAUACGACGGUCUACUUCAACUACAUAUCAGAACAACACAUUAUGAAAACGACGUUAUGACAAAUUGCAAACUUUAAACUCAUGACUGAGGAUUGUGAUGCGAAACACGCAAAACUAACCUUCAAAUGGCUUCAGUCAGAAAGAAAAGUAACAGAUUAAUAAAAUAUCAGAGAUAACGUAUAUAUUUUAUUAUUAUUUAUUACGUGUUAAAUAGAUAUACGAUUGAAUUAGAAUUUAGAAUUUAAAAAAUUAUAUCAAAAUGACGGUGAUGUCGAAAUUGCGUCAGGAUGUGACGAAUCGGAUAGCGGAGAUAAAUGGACCCAGCCAUAUACUGUCAAAAGGUCUUCUGGGGUCAGCUGUGUUGUUAUAUGCCAUUAAGUUGUCUUACCCCUAUAUUAAAAGAAAAUGUUCGAAAGCUACGACUAAUGCCAAAAUUACAGAAAAUAACAAUUAUUACGGAAACAAAUUAAACAAUGGCGAAGUCGACACCAUCAGCAAAACAAAGAAAAAGAAACAGAAACUUAAGGUUCCCGGUCUGGACAGGGAAUUCCUGCAACAAUUACAAGAACUAAUGUUUAUAAUGAUCCCAAGACCUAUGUGUAUGGAGAGUGGAUUAUUGGCUGUGCAUACCCUUUGUUUGAUUUCUAGGACUUUCCUAAGUAUUUACGUAGCUUCUAUGGAAGGUGCAAUAGUUAAACACAUCGUUAGGAAGGACUUCAGAAACUUUAUGAUAAUGUUGCUGAAAUGGUUUGGAAUUGCCAUACCAGCAACAUUCGUCAAUUCCAUGAUCAGAUACCUCGAGAAUAAGUUAGCAUUAGCCUUCAGAUCUCGCCUGGUUAACCAUUCAUAUAAAUUAUAUUUUAAUAAUCAAACUUACUAUAGAGUAUCAAAUUUAGAUGGAAGAAUUGAAAAUGCAGAUCACAGACUGACUGAUGACAUAUCAAUAUUUGCGAGCUCCGUCGCCCAUUUGUACAGCCAUAUAACUAAGCCGUGCUUCGAUCUCAUGCUGAUAGCACUCGCUUUGACUAGGUCGUCUAAGAAAAUGCAGGCGAAUUUCAUAUCAGGUCCACUACUUGCCAUUGUCGUAAUAAGCGUGACGGGACACAUAAUGCGUGUUGUUUCGCCGAAAUUUGGCCAGCUCGUCUCCGAAGAGGCCAACCGUCAUGGUUACCUCCGACACAUACACUCACGAAUAAUCACCAACGCCGAAGAAAUUGCUUUCUACGGCGGACAUAAGGUAGAAUUAAUGCAGUUACAAAAUGCAUAUAGCCGACUAGUAGCUCAAAUGAACAAUAUAUUCUCACAAAAACUUUGGUUUGUGAUGUUAGAACAAUUCUUUAUGAAGUACGUGUGGUCGGGAACCGGGAUGGUGAUGGUUUCGUUACCAAUCCUUACUUCGGGAAGAAAUUUAGAUCAAGACAGAUCUAGCGAUGGCGGCGUUAGUGAACGGACGCAAUAUCUUACCACGGCGCGCAAUCUCUUAUUAUCUGGUUCGGAUGCUGUUGAAAGGCUGAUGUCGUCAUAUAAGGAAAUUGUCGCGUUGGCUGGUUACACGCACCGCGUUGCUGGUAUGCUUAAAGUCUUUGAUGAUACCUCGAAGGGAAUUUAUCGCAAAAACACCGUAGCUGCUUCGAAUACUGCAACGGAAUCUACGCAAUCAGUUCUUGAGUUCAGGGACGGCCAACCUGUUGCUAAAGGCAAAAUAAUAUACACGGACGAAUUGGGCAUAACUCUAGAAAAUGUGCCUGUAGUGACGCCGAAUUGUGAUAUCGUAGUGCCGCGACUUAGUCUGCGUAUUGAGCCUGGAAUGCAUUUAUUAAUUACGGGGCCUAAUGGCUGUGGUAAAUCUUCCCUGUUCCGUAUUCUGAGCGGUUUGUGGCCGAUUUAUGGAGGUGAACUCCACAUUCCCCGACCAGUCGAUAGCAGGCCAAACAUGUUUUAUAUACCACAAAGGCCAUAUAUGUCAAUUGGAAGUCUUAGAGAUCAAGUUAUUUACCCUGAUACUAGAGAAGAAAUGUCAAAGAAAAAUGUUACUGAAGAGCAAUUACGUGAUAUCAUGCGCAUGGUGUGUUUAGAACAUGUUGCACAACGUGAUAGUUUUGAUGAAAUCAGAGAUUGGAAGGAUACAUUAUCAGGUGGUGAGAAGCAACGAAUGGCCAUUGCACGAUUGUUUUAUCACAGACCUCAAUACGCUUUGUUAGAUGAAUGCACAAGUGCAGUAUCGAUUGAUGUUGAAAGUUCUAUAUAUCAAACUGCAAAAAAUAUGGGAAUUACGCUAAUGACUAUAACGCAUAGACCUACUCUGUGGAAAUUCCAUACACAUAUACUGGAAUUUGAUGGACAAGGGGACUGGACAUUCCAGGAGUUAAACGAAAAUUCAAAACAGAAAAGCUAUAGUUAGUUUAAAUUGCAGUUACCAUCUAUAAAGGAAACAUCACUUUAACAUAAAUUUUUAAGUGCAUAUCAAAUAAGAACAUGAAGAAUGUGCUCACAGACACUAUCUUGGAGCAUUGCAAUGUGAAGAGAUUUAAAUAUAAUAAACAUGAAAAUUUUUUAUUCUCAGCAACUUUUGUUCAUAGUUCACAUUAAAUGUAAAUUUUUAGCAAGGCAGUGGAUCUGUAUUGC